Molecule: messenger RNA, 594 nt
Organism: Morchella importuna
Lineage: Eukaryota; Fungi; Ascomycota; Pezizomycetes; Pezizales; Morchellaceae
Exons: 1
Coding region: 1-594 (197 amino acids)
Source: RefSeq, a predicted model, not a curated record
AUGUCCUCAAUCAUCUACCCCCAAUUCGGCCGCCAACCCUGGAGCGACGGCGUCUACACCCUCCUCCUCCACCUACGCGGCACCGCCACCACCGCCGCCUCAGGCGGCUUCGAUGACCCCACCUACUACACCCACUUCGACCUUCUCAUGUCACGCCUCUCCCACCAACGCUACGGCGCCGUUCCCGCUCCUCCCGGAUCUGCCUACCUCGCGGAAAGCCGCGACGAGACCGCCACUCGGGAGAAAGAAGAGACCGACCGCCACAGCCACCUCAGCGACGUAAUGUGCUCAGCUGAGUACUACCACGACGACCAGCCGCACCCGUUCGAUUUGGUGCGGUGCCAGAUGUCGUUGCUGCGGCCGUGGCCGAGCGCGGAGACGUCGGGGCCGGUGGGGGAUCUGCGGUGGCGGUUGGAGGUCAUGGGGUGGUAUGAGGACUGGCCGGUGAUGAGCACGUCGCCGAAGGUGGGCGGAGUGGUGGUGAACAGGGUUACGACAGUGUCGCUGGCGGAGAUGGCGGGUGCGGAGGGGCAGGCGGAUCUGGGGAGGAGGGAGAGGGUUAGCCAGUUGUUCAGAGUGGGGAGGGCGGGUUAG